AUGACAUUCCUGGUGGACACAGGAGCUGAUUUGUGCAUCGUGCCUCGUCAAAUGGUCCAUAAUUUCAAUGAGAAAACUGACUUUAAACUCACAGCUGCUAAUAAUGAGGCCAUCAAAGCUUAUGGAUUUGUGAAUAUCACUCUGUCGCUCAAUCUGAGACGCGAAUUCAAAUGGACCUUUCUCGUCGCUGAUGUCAACACCCCCAUCAUUGGUGCUGAUUUUCUGGUCCGUUAUCACCUGGCUGUCCACCUGGACGACGCCCAAAUUGUUGACAAGCUGACCAAUUUGAAAGCACAUGGUGUCUUGAGACCACACAACCUUCCAAGCAUUAAAAUGGUUGAUGUGUCCAACAAAUUUUUCCUCCUGCUCCAGCAAUACCCUGACCUCAUCACACCUGGUAAACCUAGAAGUCCAGUCAAGCAUAAGACAGUGCACCACAUCGAGACCACAGAUGGACCACCAGUGCACGACAAGUUCCGCCGCCUGCCGCCAGACAAGCUCCAAGCGGCCAAGGCAGUUUUUGACCAGAUGGAAGCGGAAGGUGUGGCUCAGCGAGGCAUCAGUUCCUGGGCAUCUCCCCUCCACAUGGUGAAGAAACCUGACGGCUCUUGGAGACCCUGCGGAGACUACCGUAAGUUGAACUCCCGAACAAAAGCCGACAGAUACCCUUUAACAAAUAGAAGAUUGUCCUCCGUCGAGGAAGUAGAACUAGUUGCCCACCGGGUGACCGAACUAAGGGUUGUGGUCACGACGCGCCGUGGUGAUGUGGGCGCGCCAGUCGCUAUGACGCUGCGACUCGAAGCUCCGGUGCUAGCCGUUUGA
Cloeon dipterum is the source of this 822-nucleotide messenger RNA. RefSeq lists its product as uncharacterized. The transcript is spliced from 2 exons. The coding region runs from base 1 to 822 and encodes 273 amino acids. Gene Ontology annotation, molecular function: aspartic-type endopeptidase activity. Gene Ontology annotation, biological process: proteolysis. Lineage: Eukaryota; Metazoa; Arthropoda; Insecta; Ephemeroptera; Baetidae. The record is from RefSeq and is a predicted model, not a curated record.